Molecule: messenger RNA, 1690 nt
Organism: Purpureocillium takamizusanense
Lineage: Eukaryota; Fungi; Ascomycota; Sordariomycetes; Hypocreales; Ophiocordycipitaceae
Exons: 4
Coding region: 421-1521 (366 amino acids)
Source: RefSeq, a predicted model, not a curated record
UGUCUUAAGGGGCCACGCGGGAGCAAUGCGUCGAUCACGCUUCAUUGGUAAAUCGUUGUAGCGAAACCAAUACCUGCCUGCAAAGGACCUCAUUCUUGGUUGAAGCCAGGAUUAGAAGCCGUUGCCACAUAGCCCAGCCCAAAUUCGGGUACGGGGCUGAGCGUCUCACUGAGCGUGCCAAACGACCGCCCGCUGCAGCCAGUAGACUCCUGCAAAACUCAUCAAAUUCAGAGGGAAGGCACAGCACGACCGCCAGGUACUCAUCUGCGCCAAUCCGAAGCAGUGGCCACCCUGCAAGCUCUAUAAUCUGCAGGCUGUGAUUGAAGUAGCCAGACUCAACGUUGAGGGCCAGAGUGUCAGGCAGACAUCGCCAUUUGUCUGACCCGCCGCGGGACGAGGGGCGAUACGAGCAACUGCACCAUGUUAGACGACGAGGCGGACCCCGAGCUCCUGGCUCUCUUGCGCCAACACCUUCAAGGCAAGCCGGUCGUCGAGGCCGAGCCCGAGACGGGCGUCCUCGAGAGCGCCGAAUUCGUCUACGAUCAUGGCAUCGACGUCGCCAUCGACAUGCGGGCAACCAAGAACGCCGCUGAGAGCAUCUAUAAGCAGAUGCAGGAGAAGAGCUUUUCGACAGCCUCCUGGUCGGAGCAUGAGCUGCACCCCAAGGCCAAGGAUGAGGCAACCGUCGCCUUCAUCUUCACCAUGGACCUGCUCAACUUUUCGUUUUGGUCCGAGCUGCCCGACGACGAGAGAUUUGCCAUUGAGUACCGGGGGAAGAGAUGGACUGGGUACUGGAGCCUCGUCGCCGCGAUGCAAAGAGCUCUGGAUGACGGCAUUCCGAUCACCGAUCCGCACUUUUGGCACAGCGAGGAUGAGUGCAACCUUGAGUCGCUGCGACACAUCUUUCGCUCUUGCACGGAAGAGGAGAUGCCGCUGCUAAGUGAGCGCCUUGACUGCUUGAGAGAGAGCGGUCAGGUUCUUUACGAGCGGUAUGAAUGUUCCAUUACCAGUCUUGUCGAGGCGGCCGACGGCUCUGCAGCCCGCCUGGUCAAUAUCCUGGCCCGAGAUUUCUCGUGCUUCCGGGACGAGCAUUCCUUUACGGGGAGGGAAAAGCCCAUAAGACUGCUGAAGCGGGCCCAGAUCCUCGUAGCCGAUCUCUGGGCCUGUUUCCAAGGCGACUCGUACGGCACGUUUCGCGACAUCGACAAAAUUACCAUGUUUGCCGACUACCGGGUGCCACAGAUACUAAUCUCCGUCGGCGCGCUCUACUGCAGCCCCUCUGUGGCUACGGCUAUCAAGGAUAGGCAGCUGCUAAAGAGCGGUAGCAGCUGGGAAGUACAACUGAGAGCAUGCAGUAUCUGGUGCGUCGAACUCAUACGGAGAGAAAUCCGGAGGCACCAUCCCGACACAAACGUAAAUGCCAUCCUGAUAGACUUUUUCCUGUACGACAAGAUGAAGGAACUAGAAGCAGAGGGGAAAGAGGCGUUCCCUCAUCAUCGGACGAGAAGCAUUUGGUACUAGAAAGAACAGCAACUGGUUUCAAUAGUCUCGUAGCCACUAAGUGUAUGGCCAAAUAGGGUGUAUUUCACGUCACUUUCGUACAAAUUCCGCUGUGUGUAGCAAGCGGAUACAAGCCAAGCCCAAAACGCCGGAGCUCAAAACCCAUCGUGAAGCAAAAGUGAAAGGAAAG